Messenger RNA from Necator americanus (New World hookworm), 855 nucleotides. RefSeq lists its product as uncharacterized. The coding region runs from base 1 to 855 and encodes 284 amino acids. The record is from RefSeq and is a predicted model, not a curated record. Gene Ontology annotation, biological process: arachidonate secretion; phospholipid metabolic process. NCBI's taxonomy places the organism in Eukaryota, Metazoa, Nematoda, Chromadorea, Rhabditida, Ancylostomatidae. Gene Ontology annotation, molecular function: A2-type glycerophospholipase activity. The transcript has 8 exons.
AUGUUGUGCACAUAUUUUCUUUCAACUUUUGCAACGGUUAAUCACUGCUGUGCUUAUCACGACGACUGCUACAGCCUUCAGCGUGGACAAGCUACUUGCGAUCAUGAGUUCUGUGGUUGCUUGCAGCACGUUUCUGAAGGUUCACCGACAAUUUGUAACAUACUAAUUAUGGGCAAAUGCGAACUAGUUUCAAGUUUUGGAAUCUCGACAUAUGAGAGAUCAAAAAAGGAAGGUCCGCCCCAAAUAUCACGUUUGUCUUUGAAUGAGACCAAAAUGCGUGAAGCCGUCGAUGCCCUUUAUGAUGCCUGUCCUUGGAUUAAAAAGAUUGUAAAGUCAUGUGUGCUUCUUUUUAACUCUUGCAUAUCUUCUAACCGGACACAUCUCUGCAAAGGAAGAUUGCAGAAUUGUAUUGAGGAAGCUGCUGCCUAUCAUCCGGCAGACACAUGUGUAUCGGCUGUGGAAACACUUUAUCCAGGAACAGGCAGCAAAAUUCAGUCCACCAAGUUUUGGCGUUGGAAUAUUCCUUUUCGCUUACGACCGUACGAGUUUAAAACUCUGUUUGUACUCGGAUUUUUGAUAACAUCAAUGUUUUCAAUCAUUGCAAUGGUUGGAUGCUUUUUGUUGUUGUGUAAAGAAAAAGAACGAGAUCCUGAAGAACAAAAUGCGGAAAUGCUAUCCUUCAAAACAACAUCGCUUCUGAGCAUCAAGCAAACCAAAAAGAAGAAAGGAUUACCACGCAGAAAUCCAGUCGGCAAGCAUGCUUGUACCGACAAUAUCACUGAAAUAUUGCAAUCAGAUGAGAGCCAGUCAUCAGAUUUAUCAGAUUCCUGUACUAUUACGAAUUAUAUACAUUAA